AUGGAUGAAAUGAUUGAUCACCGAUUUGAGCGGGUCGAGAAGGCGCUUGCGGCCUUGAUCAACUCUAUUUCAACUUACAAUCCAUCACCUACACUUGCCAACGAUCUCGUAGCUGCCGAUGCUGGGCUGAACGAGGGGCUGGAACAAUUAUCAACUCACCAGUCCAACUACGCCAAGAUCCUCUCUCUACGCGCCAAUUCCCAAGAACUUGACGGUCAAAUCCGGGAUACUCUUACGCUCCUCACCACAACACGCAGCGCCUUGGUAUCAGUUGCAUCCACAAGCUUCCCCGACACCACAAACCCCAUAUCCUAUUCCGAAUUGCUGUCGUAUGCGCGACGCAUUAGCAAGUUCACUCUUCCAAGUACAUACAGAGAACCUGAGGCUCGGCCUGGCAGCGCCGAUGCGGGCUAUGCAACGAAUGCAAACACUCCAAAGGAAAGCAAAUCGGAGACUCAGACAAAUGGAUCCACGACGCCCGUUGGGGUCACCAAUGGCGUGGAUAUGGAUACUCAGAUGACCGUUGGUACAGCUAUGGAUAUUGAUAAUGGGAAUGGGAAUGGGACUCCAGCGGCUGGGGCACAGCAAACCUCGCAGGCUACCAAUGCAACGUCAAGUACCGCGUUGCCCAACGAAUUCUCACAAUGGCUAAAUCCAGCUGCUGAUCUCCCGUUUACACCAUGGCCCUCGGAAGAGACUAUUAGGAGAGGUGCGUUGGCCAGCCUACAGAUCUUGAUGGAUAAAGGGAUUGAUCCGGCGACAUUUGAUCCGGAGAAGAGCGCAGAGCUAGAGGCAGAACGCAAGCGGAUUAUGGAGGAGGAAGACAGAUUGAGAGAGGAAGAGAAAACGAGAAUUGAAGAGGAACGGCGACGAGAGAUGGAGAGGAGGGCCAGUAUCAGUGCAGGCUUGGGCGAAGAGCGGCGCGAGGAGAGACGCGAGGAGAAGCCCUCGGUAUUCCAGUUGGAGACUUUUGAUGAUGACGAUGAGGACUGA
Venustampulla echinocandica is the source of this 993-nucleotide messenger RNA. RefSeq lists its product as uncharacterized. Lineage: Eukaryota; Fungi; Ascomycota; Leotiomycetes; Helotiales; Pleuroascaceae. The record is from RefSeq and is a predicted model, not a curated record. The transcript has 2 exons. Bases 1 to 993 code for a protein of 330 amino acids. Gene Ontology annotation, molecular function: transcription coregulator activity. Gene Ontology annotation, cellular component: mediator complex; core mediator complex. Gene Ontology annotation, biological process: regulation of transcription by RNA polymerase II.